UUAGGGUCAAGCUGAAAUGAAAUACGUAAAUUCCUUAUUACUGGGCUAGUUGUAGUAACUAUUUUAGGAAAAUAUUUCUACAUUUUGGAUAAAGGGCCAUUUGAUGUCUCAGCGGCCUAAUUUUAAGCCAGGAAUGCGUUCUUUGAUUGUCGCUUUUUGACCACGAACAGAACUCAUGUCAACAAGAAUGGUUGGCGAAGACACAGAGCUGGAGGCUACGUCUAACCUUACUGAUGGUGAUCGCAAAGAAACAAGGAAAUCCAGGCCUAUUGAUGCAUUUUUUCAGCCAGCCAAAGCAGUAGAAGGUACAAAAACUCAGUUGGGACACAAGAUUGCACUGUCAAACUUUACGAAACCCAGUCAGCCAUCAACAGACACAAUUGACGGCGACAAGAGGGAGAAUGAGAUAAUUCAGGACACUAAAGCUUCUGGCUCAAUUUGUGGAAACGAAGGCCAAACUUUGAAAAAGAAACAAUGUUUGUUGGAUGGAAAAUUGGGUUACCAAGCACCAAAACAGGAUUCAUCCCUAGAAGAAGAAUUAAAAUCAAAACAAAGUAAACGUAAGUGGUCAGUCACAUGCGCUGUGCGUAACACUUCAAAACUUUUGAAUAGUUCAGGAUCAGACUUUGAAGAUGAAGGGAAAGAUUUAUUUAAUGCAAAAAAUAAACUAGAACAAAAGUCUUGCAAGAAGAAGGUGAGAGAUAAAAAAAGAACUGCACAAGAAUGCAAGGGAAAAAUCUCAAAACUGUCAGAUGACAAGGAGAAAGAAAUUGAAACAAGUCAAGUUAAACAUACAGGGGAAGAAUCUCAGAGAAAUAUAGAUAUUGAAGCAAAAGUUCCAGUUACCAGUGGUAAUAGUGAACAGACUAAGGAAUUCAGAACUAGUGCCUUUGAUGUUUUGAUGAAUAGACAAAUGGUUAGGAAACCAGAAGAUGAUGGGCUACAGGUUUCUGUGGAUGAAUUUCAAGAUGCAUCAAUUGAAAUUAUUUCAGAAACUUCAAAUUCUUGUGAUAUUGUUGAUUGUAAAGAAAUGCUCCACUCCAAUUCAAAUGUCACAAAAUUAUUAGAAUCAAGGAAAGAUUCUUCUUCUGAUAGAAAUCACUUUAUCAAAAACACCGAGACAAAUGCUUUUGAUUUAUUGAUGAAGAAAGGAAAGAGUCCCAAAAAAGGAGAUUCCCAGCUUCAGCUUGAGCCUGAUAAACUUCCACAAAAUUUUGAUGGCUCACCCAAAAAAAAACCCAAGAAGAAAUCUUUUGAAUUUCAUCUGAGCAUUCUAGGUGGCAAGAAGAAAGAUGUGGAUUUUGUCACAGAAUCUGACAAUCUAGGCACUGAUGUUCAAAAUUGUGAAAGGAGUGUAAAGAGGAAAAGGAAAAGGAGAAAACCUGGAGAUGGAAGUGAGUUGCUUGAGAGUGAAAGUGAUGAAGCCAUUCUCAGUGAAAAUUCUAAAGAGGUGGUGGUGGUUACUAGAUCAAAAAGAGGAAGGCAAACAAGUAAAGUUGCAAAUGAGAAACAUGUAGAGGGAGACAAAGUUGUGAUGGACGAGAAGGGAAAGAGUGAGAAGAAAGGAAGAAGAACUGGGAACAGAAGCACUUCCACUGGCAGUGAACUGAGCUAUACUCUGCACGUCAGGGAAGCUCGGUGUGGAAGUGAAAAGAAACAGCAAAGAGGCAAUAAUGAUGUAGAUGCUAAAGAAAUGAAGGAGAAAAGGAAUGUAAAAGCUAGAAAGGGAGGUGACACAGCUUCCACACAAGGGCAGUUCCAAGAUAAAUCACCCUGCUCUGAAGACCUUGAAAUGCCCAAGAGAAGAGGAGAUCAGAAGAAAAAGAAUGGACAGUCAAGCAAGGAACAGUCAAGCAAGGAACAGUCAAGCAAGGAACAGUCAAGCAAGGAACAGUCAAGCAUUGACAGCAGAAUUGUUGAUGAAAGGCAGGAAAAAGCUGACAGUGAGAAAGAAAAAGGAACUAAGAACUUGACUGACAACGAGAAAACAGCUACAUGUAAAGAGCCCAAACCUUUGGCCUCCAUAUUUCUAAAAAAAAAGGCAUUAAACCCCAAAGCUGACAUUUUAGAAGAACAACCCACAGAUUUGGUUGAUUCAGUAUCAUCACCCACCACAACCUCAACGACAACAGCAGACAACACUGCUGAUAAAAGCAGCACAAGUGAUAUGCAUUCCUCUUCACUGAAAGAAAAACUAACCAUCAAUCAGGAAGCUGCCAAAAAAGCUUUUAAUGCAUUGUUCACUGGCGCACGUCAUCAGAAAACUCCCCCUGUUGUUACUGCGGCAGAGGUUCUUCCAGCUCCAUGGCCAACUGUCAGCCAUGUGGUUCAAAAAGAGCAUCAUAGUUCUCUUGGUGUUAAUUUCUGGAGUCUUCCUUGGCCCAUUGGGAGAGGUCACAAAUCAGAUGAUAUCUCUGGCAGUUUAUUGCCUGAAGGUACAGUAGGUGUACUAUACUACAUGUGUUGCCUAUGGAUACACAAAUAA
Pocillopora damicornis (cauliflower coral) is the source of this 2485-nucleotide messenger RNA. RefSeq lists its product as uncharacterized. The record is from RefSeq and is a predicted model, not a curated record. Gene Ontology annotation, cellular component: nucleus. Gene Ontology annotation, molecular function: ATP binding; DNA clamp unloader activity; DNA binding. NCBI's taxonomy places the organism in Eukaryota, Metazoa, Cnidaria, Anthozoa, Scleractinia, Pocilloporidae.